GAGUGGCGGACACACGCCUUUCAAUUUUUUAAUUUGCAAUUGCAGGACACUUCAAUCUAUUGCAGAACAAUUCAAUCUAUAACUAAAAUAUUGAAAGCAGAAAUGCCUUUCAAUCUUUGAUUUUGCAUGCUGUGAAUUAGACAGGAAGAUUCCUUUCCCAAUUCCCAUUGCCUCUUUUACAAGACAACUCUCAUGUUUAUUCAACUUAUAAUAUUGUCCACUUGCUUUGAUGACUCCUAUAUAAGCGUUUAGUCAGGGCUUGUUUGCUCCAUGCACAUUUCUAUCGUUGUCUCGUAAAGCAUUGAACAUACCUGAGUUUCAGAAUAUUCAAAUGGCAAAUUUGUUCACUUAUCUGUUGUUAUGUUUGGCCAUCUUCUUAGUGAUAUCUCCAGCUGCAUCGUUGCCUUUGAAAAGAGGCUUUUAUUAGAGAACAUGCCCAUCAGCCGAGGCAAUUGUGAAAAGUACAGUAAAAACAGCAUCGAUUAACGAUCCUGGAGCACCUGCAGCUCUCAUUAGACUUCAUUUCCAUGAUUGUUUUGUGAGGGGUUGUGAUGCUUCCAUACUUCUGGAUUCCACACCUGGCAAUCAAGCAGAGAAAGAUAGCAUGGGGAACAAGGGUGUUCAGGGCUUCCAAAUCAUCGACGAAGCAAAGGCUAAAAUAGAAGCUCAAUGUCCAAACACUGUAUCAUGUUCAGAUAUCCUUGCCUUUGCAGCUCGUGACAGCGUUAAUCUAGCAGGUGGCCUUUACUAUGAUGUUCCUUCGGGGCGUCGCGAUGGAAGAGUUUCUUCCAUAGCAGAAGUGACUAAGAACCUCCCGGAUGCAUUCUUCAAUGUGACAGAAUUGAAAGAAAAUUUUGCAAGGAAAGGUUUGUCAAUAGAGGAAAUGGUAACACUUUCAGGUGCUCACUCUAUUGGAGAUUCACAUUGCUCUUCAUUCUCAAAACGUUUAUACUCUUUUAAUAAGACUUUUGCUCAAGAUCCAUCCAUGGAUCCUUCUUAUGCCAGUUUCUUGAAAACUAAAUGCCCUCAGCCAUUGAACACCAGAACUAGUCCUGAUCCAUUGGUGCCUUUUGAUCCUGUGACUCCGAACCAGCUUGAUAAUAACUAUUAUAAAAACUUGAAGAGCAGCAGGGGACUAUUGGCUUCAGAUCAAGUGCUUUGGAAUAGUGUAUUAACAAGGAAUCUUGCGAAAGAGAAUGUGAACCACCCCAGUGCUUGGGCUGCAAAGUUUGCUGCUGCAAUGGUGCAUAUGGGUUCCAUUGAUGUGCUCACUGGGAAUCAAGGAGAAAUAAGGAAGAAUUGUAGGGUUGUGAAUUGAAGAUAUGAUGCAGCUGUUGAGAGUGCUGAAAUUUCAAGUUUUCUGUUUUGCUAUGAUUUCAUAACAGAGUUUGGUUGCUUUCAUUAUGUAUUUUAUGAUUUUGAUUUCAACUAAAGAAAAUUUGUUUAAAUUAAACAAUGUUAUGUCUUUCUAGUGAGU
Durio zibethinus is the source of this 1477-nucleotide messenger RNA. Its product is annotated as peroxidase 5-like. The record is from RefSeq and is a predicted model, not a curated record. Gene Ontology annotation, molecular function: peroxidase activity; heme binding. Lineage: Eukaryota; Viridiplantae; Streptophyta; Magnoliopsida; Malvales; Malvaceae. Gene Ontology annotation, biological process: hydrogen peroxide catabolic process; response to oxidative stress.